Molecule: messenger RNA, 2054 nt
Organism: Pollicipes pollicipes
Lineage: Eukaryota; Metazoa; Arthropoda; Thecostraca; Pollicipedomorpha; Pollicipedidae
Exons: 8
Coding region: 1-1182 (393 amino acids)
Biological process (GO): mitophagy by internal vacuole formation; mitochondrial protein catabolic process
Cellular component (GO): mitochondrial outer membrane
Source: RefSeq, a predicted model, not a curated record
AUGACCUCGGGGAACUCGCCCUACGUCAGCAAGUCUGCCCGCUACAACUUCCUCCUCUACAGAUCAGUGCGCGCCACGCCGGCCCAGUUCCGCGGCGCCAUCCCGGCGUUCAGCGCGGCCGCCUCGGCCGCCGGCAGCCUGCCAGCCAGCAGUCCGCCAUCUUCCGACACCGGCUCCGUCGGCGACAAGUCCACCGACGACACCUCGCCCCAGCUGGAGGCCAAGCGGCAGCGCAAGCGCAAGGAGGUCGAGAAGCGCGUCUCCAACUCGAGCGCGGACUCCAUGAGCUCAGACGCGGAGACAGCCUGCUCCAAGGGCCACCUGCUGCCGAUCGGUGACCCCACGACCCUGCAGCGGCGCAAGGAGUACGGCCAGCUCUGCAGACAGGUGGAGUCGCUGCAGGGCGAAGUGCGCUCCGCCCAGCUCACCAUCAGCCGCUGCAACGAGCGCGAGCGCCAGCUCAAGCACAAGCUGUCGGAGCACCAGCAGCGGCCGGAGCCGGCGGUCGGCUCGCGGCUGGAGAACGUCACCAGCAUCGACAUCGACAACCGAUCGAGCUCGCUGAUCCGCCGCUACGGCAGCCUGUACACCCACGGCCGCGCCGAGGCCAUGGCCGCGCUCGACUCGCUGCCCGAGCUGCGCAACUCGGAGGAGCUGAAGUCCAAGCUGCUCUUCAGCGUGGUUGUGCUAGCGUUCCGGUCGGUGACGAGCGGACAGCUGGCGGUGCGGGAGACGGUGCGGCGCCAGCUGCAGAUCCCGCCGCCGCCGCCGGCGCCGGCCGCGCCGCUGCCGCCUGGCCGCGGCGACCCGGCCGCCAGCGAGCGCAGCGCCCAGCUUGAACGCACGCUCACCGCCUUCCUCCAGCAGACGGUCGACACGUACGACCUCUCCAAGAACGUCGAGGAGGUGUGCAGCCAGAUCUGGGCGACGCUGUACGACUACCCGUCCCUGAGGAGCACCGAGGGUCUACUCAGCUACGUCAAGGAGAGCGUCCGCCUAGCCUGGGGGCUCAUCAACCAGAUGCCACCUUGUCGGAUCGAGUACGAGGCGCGCACGUUCAGCGCGGACCAGCACGUGCGCCACCAGGCGUCGGACGCCGCCCAGCCGGCCGUGCACACGUACAUCUGGCCGGCGCUGAUGGAGGAGGCCGUCUGCGUGCACAAGGCUGUAGUGAUCACCUGACAGGCCACGUGAGCCGGCGGUCGAGGCGCCACUUGGCGGCUGACGGUGCAGCCAGGGGGGGCGGCCGCCCGCCGACGGGCAGCACCGUCGCCUAUUCGAGAACGGGGCCACCUGUGCAGAAGGCAGCACCGUCGCCUGCUGGAGGCAACGGCCGCCUGUGAAGAGGGCAGCACCGUCGCCUGCUAGAGGCAGCGGCCGCCCGUGAAGAGGGUGACACCACCGCCUGCUGGAGGCGGCAGCCGCCCGUGGAAAGGACGGCACUGUCGCCUGCUGGAGGCGGCGACUGCCCGUGAAGAGGGCAGCACCGUCGCCCGGCGGGGGACCCGUCGGAGCGCCGUUCCAGGCGCGCGACCCACACAGCAAGAGGACGCCAUUCAUGCGGCACGUGUGAGCCGACGCCGACCGGACGACCGGGGUGACGCCGCGCGCGCCAGGCUGAAUUGGACUCGGAGACGACCCUUGGCUGUCUCAGUCGGCCGGAAGUGUUACGAACUGUUGGCCUGUGCACUAGAAGAGUGUGCGGAGAGAUCUAGUGGCCUUCGGGCCAGGCUGAGCCAAUAUAUCGAUUGAUCCUUUAGACUUUUGAUUCGGCUUACCCGUAGCAUCUCGGCCAUAGACGUGCCCGCCCUUUAGGCGUGGGCUGACAAGGUGUGGUUCGUGUAACAAACCGACUCGCUUGCUCAGACUGUUGUUUUCCCCGAGUGUACGUGGGCUGACGUAAUCCCGUAAGGUGUUCGUUCUGCGUGGUCUUCUAACACAGCGCCGCGGACGCGAGUCUUCCGCCGAAUGACGCGCCUUGUAUGAAGCGGCCCGCGGCCUCUAUCACGUAUCCGGUGGCGUAGAAUACACACGCAUGCCACUGUUAUAACAUG